Sardina pilchardus (European sardine) is the source of this 2422-nucleotide messenger RNA. RefSeq names its product NADPH oxidase 4. Gene Ontology annotation, cellular component: plasma membrane; NADPH oxidase complex. Gene Ontology annotation, molecular function: superoxide-generating NAD(P)H oxidase activity. The transcript has 18 exons. Gene Ontology annotation, biological process: defense response; superoxide anion generation. The record is from RefSeq and is a predicted model, not a curated record. NCBI's taxonomy places the organism in Eukaryota, Metazoa, Chordata, Actinopteri, Clupeiformes, Clupeidae. Bases 406 to 2097 code for a protein of 563 amino acids.
GAGUCGCGUGAGAGCUGCAGUUAAUUGAGAGGGGCUGGCAGUGGUCUCGCGCAGCGCCGAGCUCUGUUUGUCAGAGGAAGCUUUGUGAGCGCGUCAGGCUGGGAUGCCUGGUUUCCGGUAACAGAGUCGGGACGGCUCGCCUCCGGGAGUCGUGGAAAACUACAGCGCGCACAGACUUUUUUCACACGGCUGUCUUCAGCGCGAGCGACCGGACCCAACAGGAGGAGGAUGGCGAGGCGGUCUCGCGGGAGCGGACAGCUGCGAGCAACAACCUUGUUCACGGAACCGGGCCGCCUUCACGCUCGCGACUGAACAACGAUGACCCGGUGGAGCUGAGUGCAAGUUGCGUCGCGCGGUGCAGUUGUGCUUAAAGCUCGAGACGCAGACUAGGGACCCGCGCGAGACAUGGCUUUGUCUUUGAGGAGCUGGGUCGCCAACGAAGGAAGCAAGAACAUUCUAUUGGUAGUGUGGCUGACUGUGAAUGCUGUUGUGUUCUGGAGGACCUUCACACUGUACGCCUACGGUCCUCAGUAUCGCUAUCUGCACCAGAUCCUAGGGAUGGGUGUGUGUGUGAGCCGUGCGUCGGCCUCCCUGCUGAAUCUCAACUGUUGUCUGGUGCUGCUGCCCAUGUGCAGAUCCAUCCUCACCUGCCUCAGAGGCACACACAAGGUUUGGGCGCGUGGGGGGCGGAGACUUCUGGAUCAGAGUCGGAGUUUCCACUCAGCCUGCGGCACAGCAAUCUGUGUGUUCUCAGUGAUCCAUGUAUCAGCACAUUUGGUGAAUGCUGUAAGUUUCUCUGUGAAAUUCUCUGAUGAAUUCCCCUCUCUCAAUAUGGCGCAGUACAGAGGCCAGGAUCCCAGACUUGUCAUACUAACAACAGUUCCAGGGGUCACAGGGCUGCUGUUGGUUCUCAUCCUCUUCCUGAUGUUCACUGCAUCCACACCCUGCAUCAGGAUGAGCAGCUAUGAAGUAUUCUGGUACACACACAACCUCUUCAUCCUCUUCUACUUCAUACUGAUGGUGCACGCGCUGGGGGGCGCCCUGAAGUACCAGACCAACCUGGACACACACACGCCAGGAUGCAGGCCAACCAAUCACAGCAGGGCAGACGAUACCUCCACCAAUCAGGAGAGGGAACUGGGGGACUGGCCACAAAGGGAACCAAUCUGCAGAGAGGAGGCCCAAUUUCAGUCUCACUUUCCAGAGACUUGGCUGUGGGUCCUGGUGCCUCUGUGUGUGUACUGCACAGAGCGAGUGUGUCGCUACAUCAGAAGUCGUACGCCUGUUACCAUAGUUACCGUUCUCAGGCAUCCCUGUGAUGUCAUCGAGGUCCGCAUGCUGAAGGACGGCUUCAAGGCCAAACCAGGACAGUACAUCCUGUUGAACUGUCCCAGUGUGUCGUCAUUUGAAAACCAUCCCUUUACUCUCACAAUGUGUCCAACAGAGAAGAAAAAGACUUUUGGAAUCCAUCUGCGUGUUGUUGGAGAUUGGACAGAGCGCUUCUCACAGAUGCUUUUUCCGGAGGUUUCAUCUGGUGACCACAUUCUUCCCAUGAUGCAACAGAGAAACUUUCCCAAGGUGUGUGUGGACGGUCCAUUCGGUAGCCCCUCGGAGGAAGUGUUUGGCUACGAGCAGAGUGUGUGUGUAGCGGGAGGGAUCGGAGUCACACCCUUCGCCUGUGUGCUACAUGCGCUCCUUGAGGGCUGGAGUCAGCACAGACUCAGGCGUCUGUACGUUGUGUGGGUGUGCAGGGAGCUGCAGUCCUUCUACUGGUUUGCAGAUCUGCUGUGUUCUCUACAUCACAAGCUUUGGCAGGAGAAUCGCCCUGAUUACCUGAACAUCAGACUCUACCUCAGCAACACGUCAGAUUUACAGCAUCUGUGUGAGGAGCGGUACCAAGCCCUCAGGUCUCGGCUGGUGAUUGGCCGUCCAAAGUGGAAGUUGCUGUUUGACGAGAUCGGCAGAACCAAUCAGAAUAAGCGUGUAGGUGUGUUCUGCUGUGGACCUCGGAGGAUGUCACAAGCCUUACACACACUCUGCAAUUCCAACCAGCACACACACACCACCUUCGAGUUCAACACAGAGGCCUUCUGCUGACACACAUACACACACACACACACACAGUUCCCCUUCACACCCCCAACACACACACACACUGUUCCCCUUCACACCCCCAACACUCACACACACACACUGUUCCCCUGCACCCCACCAACACACACACACACACACACACACACACACUGUUCCCCUUCACACCCCCAACACACACACACACACUGUUCCCCUGCACCCCACCAACACACACACACACACACACACAAACACACACACACACAACUAUUCCCCUCAGGACCACACACACCUGUGUGUUUGUGUUUUGCGUGUUUGUACAGAAUAUAUUUGUAUGUGUCUUUUACAU